Molecule: messenger RNA, 3231 nt
Organism: Mucor velutinosus
Lineage: Eukaryota; Fungi; Mucoromycota; Mucoromycetes; Mucorales; Mucoraceae
Exons: 11
Coding region: 1-3231 (1076 amino acids)
Biological process (GO): ribosome-associated ubiquitin-dependent protein catabolic process; rescue of stalled cytosolic ribosome
Cellular component (GO): RQC complex
Molecular function (GO): ribosomal large subunit binding; tRNA binding
Source: RefSeq, a predicted model, not a curated record
AUGAAGCAACGUUUUAACGCUUUGGAUGUCCGUGCUACUGUCAUCAAUCUUCGAGAAAGACUUAUUGGCAUUCGUUUGCAAAACAUUUAUGAUGUAAACAACAAGACCUUCCUCUUCAAGUUUGCCAAGCCUGAUGACAAGGAGCUUGUUUUGGUCGAAUCUGGUAUCCGUAUCCAUACCACUCAGUUCAGUAGAGAUAAAUCAGUUACACCUACUCCAUUCUGUGCGAAGCUUCGUAAACAUCUUCGUACGAGACGUGUCACUAAUGUUCGUCAAUUGGGCGUUGAUCGUAUUGUUGAUUUCGAGUUUGCUGGUGGCGAAAUGGGCAUUGGAUAUCACAUCAUUUGUGAAUUUUACUCCUCAGGCAAUAUCAUCUUCACAGAUCAUGAAUACCGUAUUCUGGCCUUGUUGCGUAAUGUUCCACCCACCGAUACCUUGAACAUUGCUGUUGGAGAGAUUUACAAUGUUCAGACAGUAUUGACCGAUUUUGAAAAGGUGCAAGUGGAUCAAUUGAGAACUGCCUUGAGAUCUGCUGGACCUAAGGAUACGCUGAAGAAGUUACUAAAUAUUAAAUUCGAGUAUGGUCCUGCUAUGAUUGAGCAUAUGGUUUUGGAGGCAGAUUUGGACCCCAAUAUGAAGGUUGCUACCGAUUUUGAUACCUCUGAGAACUCACCCAUGAUGCAAGCGUUGUUGGAGGGCUUCAGUAAGGGCGAUGAAUUGAUUGAAUCCACCAAGAAUGUUGUGCCCAACGGCUACAUUGUUUUGUUGGAUGAGAAGAAUAAGCCCAAAACUGAGAGCGAGGAGCAGGUGGAAAUUUAUGACGAAUUCCAUCCCUUUUUGUACAAGCAAUUUGCCAACCGUCAAUUCAAGGAAUACCCUACGUUUGAUAAAGCGGUCGAUGAGUUCUUUUCCGCCAUCGAAUCUCAAAAGCUUGAAUUAAAGUCAAGACGUCAAGAAGAGGCUGCAUUGAAGAAGCUUGAGGCAGUUCGUAAGGAGCAGGAGAGCAGAGUUCAGAGUCUCUUGAACCAGCAAAUUACCAAUGUUCGCAAGGCUCAAUUGAUUGAAUUGAAUCUUCAAAUGGUGGAUGCUGCUAUUACGAUUAUUCGCAAUGCUGUUGCUAGUCAAAUGGAUUGGCAAGAUUUAAAUGACUUGGUCAAGGAGGAAAAAAGACGAGAAAACCCCAUUGCUAUGAUCAUUGAUAAUCUCAAACUGGCCACAAAUCAAUUAACUUUGGUUUUGACCGAUCCUGAAGAAUAUGAGGACAGCGACGACAGCGAGGAUGAAGACGCGAACGAACAGAAAUCAUACAAGGUCGAUGUUGACAUUGGAUUGACAGCUUUUGCCAAUGCCAGAAAGUACUACGAACAGAAAAAAACCACUGCCACCAAGCAUGAAAAAACCAUUGAGGCCACCUCCAAGGCUCUCAAGUCUGCGGAACGCAAGAUUCGACAAGAUUUGAAGGAAACUAAGAUUACAGCCACUAUCAAUAAGAUUAGAAAGCCUUUCUGGUUUGAAAAGUUCUUGUGGUUCAUUUCAACUGAUGGACAUCUUGUAAUCGCUGGUCGUGAUAUGCAACAAAAUGAAAUGCUGGUUAAGCGCUACCUCUUGAAAGACGAUGCCUAUGUACAUGCUGAUCUUCACGGUGCUGCUUCGGUGAUUGUCAAGAACAAGCCCAAUGCUAACGGUCAGCCUAUUCCUCCCAGCACCUUGUAUCAAGCUGGCAUUAUGUCUGUCUGCCAGAGUAAGGCUUGGGAUUCCAAGAUUGUCACUAGUGCUUACUGGGUGUACCCUGAUCAAGUAUCAAAGUCUGCUCCAUCAGGUGAGUACCUUACGACGGGUAGUUUUAUGAUUCGUGGCAAGAAGAAUUUUUUGCCUCCCGUGCAAUUGGUAUAUGGCUUUGGUUAUGUCUUUAAACUGGAUGAGUCCUCUAUUGGUAAUCAUGUCAAGAGCCAAGCUCAACAAGAAGACGGUGAAGGAGAGGAUGCAACUGCUGAGGAAACUGAUGCUCCAUCUGGCAAGGCUGAUUUCCUUGACUCCAUUGAGGAAAAGAAGCCGAGAGAAGACCAAACUGAUGAUGCUAAAUCAAUUGAAAAUGAGACAGUGGAGGCAUCUGCUACUACAUCAGGCGCAUCAACACCUGCUGCAAAUGAGCCUAAUGAUGAGAGUGCUUCUGAAUCAGACUCUGAUUCAGACGAAAGUAGCGACGAUGAACAUGCCUUCCCUGAUACACAACUUGAAUCGCUUCCCGUCAACGUCGAAAAGGCACAAGAAAAAGAUGCCAAGGCUGAUAAAUACGAUUUGGAUGACUAUGGCCAUGAUUCUGAUGAGCAAAACGUUGCUGGUAGUCCCUCGACGAAUGGGUCCAAUACGCCUGCAAAGAAGUUCAUCACUGCCAAAGAACGUAGAUUGAUGAAGAAGAAUAAUCUUACCGAAAUCACAGAUGCCAUCAAAGAGCAACAACAAUUGCAGCAGCAACAGGCAAAGCAGAAGCAAGCCAAGCCAAAGCAAGCCCCUGCUAAACCCAAGGCGAUCGCUGCUCCUCCUGCUUCCACUCGAGGAAAGAAGGGUAAAGCCAAGAAGAUGAAGGACAAGUAUGCCGAUCAAGAUGAAGAAGAAAGACAGCUUCGUAUGGAGCUUUUGGCCCCUAAUAAGGGUCCUCAACCCAAGGGUAAAAAGGCAAAGCGCGAUGCUAAGGCCAAGGAAGACAAGGCAGCUUUGGAGAAGGAAAGAGCAGCAAAGAAGGAGGCCGAUGAAAAGGCACGAUUACUAAAGAAGCAACAAGAAGAGGAGCAGCAAGAGAAGGAACAUCCUAUUGAGACAGAAGGCGUUGAUGCCAAAGACACCGAGACCAUCCGCCAAAUGCUCAAAGAAGAAAAUAUCACCAUGCUGGAAGCAGAUGAGAUUGCCAACUUGUCUGUGCUCGACUCAUUUACUCCCAACCCACUGCCUGAAGAUAUCAUCCACUUUGCUAUUCCUGUGUGUGCCCCUUACACAGCCAUUCAAAAGUACAAGUACAAGGUCAAACUCACACCUGGAUCACUGAAGCGUGGCAAAGCUAUCAAACAAGCUCAAUCUGUCUUUUUCAAUCUGAAUGAAGCCACUGCUCGCGAGAAGGAAUUGAUCAAGAGUGUGCCUGAAAUGGAAGGCAUUAAUACAAUGAUGGGUAAAGUCAAGGUGUCAGCUCCAAAUCUGGAAGCUAGUAAACGCAAGAAGGGUGGCAAUAGACGAUAA